AUGUAUGAAUACCAUUCCUAUGACUUGAUUGAUGAAUGGUUGAAUUCUGGAUUAACGUUAUUCCACCCUAAUUAUAGCAUGGUUAAUUAUAGACAAGAUUAUGGUAAAUAUUCUUAUACAGCCAAAGGAAAAGCAAUUUCAACUAAUGGGUAA
Molecule: messenger RNA, 153 nt
Organism: Entrophospora sp. SA101
Lineage: Eukaryota; Fungi; Glomeromycota; Glomeromycetes; Entrophosporales; Entrophosporaceae
Source: the annotation of a GenBank genome assembly